GCUCAGGCUCUGCCUCGCAUUAGGGCUACGGAUUGGCGUCUUCACAAAUCGUCAAAAGAAGACAAACACUUAGACAUAAACCCAAUAGGAAAAGAAAGAACCACGAGCAUAAACUGAUUCAAUCGUUUUCACGAACAUAUUCUUGCUAUUCACCAUCGAUAUUAUAGUUGACGAUCCACAACCACAGCCAACUACAAGAAAAAUCACAGCAAAGAUGGUCCGUCCUCGACUCGGUGAAGUCGCUUUCUUUAUAUGCGACAUGCAGGAAAAGUUCGCUGGUCUGAUCGAUGAUGCGCAGACGCAUAUUUCUGCAGCAGAGGCGCUCAUCAAGGCCGCACAGACAUGGGGUGCGCCAUUGCUUGUGACGGAACAGUAUCCAGAGAAGCUGAGCCAUUUAUGUACUUGGUGCUUGUGACGGAACAGUAUCCAGAGAAGCUGAGCCAUUUAUGUACUUGGGGGUGCUUGUGACGGAACAGUAUCCAGAGAAGCUGAGCCAUUUGUGUACUUGGUGCUUGUGAUGGAACAGUAUCUUCCUGAGAAGCUGAGCCAUGUGUGUAGUGUGUAUAGGAAGCUCUUUCUGCUACUUCUGAGGGUGCAGUGCAUUGUUCUUUUUUGUCUGGGUGCCAGUGCCUGCACUAGUGAUAGAGACUUCAUGGAAUAGAAGUAGUAAUUCUUGAACUUUUAUUUUUGAAGUGACAGUGAGAGUAAAUAUCUGCUUUAUAAUAGGGUUUCGUCGAUCUCGAUGGGCCUGCUCUAACUUCAACCGUUCCGCGAUUACGACAACUGAUCACCUCAUCAGACCAGGACGUCAACUCAAAAGUUGUCUUCUCAAAGACCGACUUCAGUAUGGUGACUGCAGAUACAAAGCCAGUGAUCGAGAAUUACAAGACUUUUGGGACCGCGAAAACUAUCGUGCUUUGUGGUUGGGAAACCCACGUCUGCGUUUUGCAAACUUGCUUAGACUUGUUAAGGCUAACCUUAACGUAUUGAAACUUUCCUAUUGGUAUUGAAAUAAUUGUACGUAGAUGUUGAACAACUCGCACUUCUACUUGUACUCGUUUCUCCUGUAGUAAAAAAGCAGGAGGGAAGAGAGAGCAGAUAAUAUUUAUUGACUAAAUUAUGACCCUUUAACCCGCUGCUUCUUUUUCACGACGAAAAUCAGUAACUGACUUCUGCAGAUCCCACCAUGAUUACCACAUGAUCUUCUUCUAAUCACACUCGAGCUCGGCUUCGGCGUCUGGGUUGUGGAAGAUGCUGUGGGGUCACAACGGAAUAGGGACAGGGCAGCCGCAAUCGGGUUGAUGCGACAAGCCGGCGCUUGCAUUACCACGCUAGAAAGUGUACUGUUCUUGAUCAUGAAAAGUAAAGACCAUGAAAAAUUCAAAGAAAUUCAAGCACUGGUAAUUUCACAUGCAAAGAAUGUUAAAGCAAUAGGGGCUUCCGCUUCCACCAGCACAAACGGUAUUGCCGGGACAGCUGCAGGGACAGGGGCUGCUGCAUUGUAGUACUACAACUGGAUUGGACCUUCAUCUUCAUAUCUAUUGUUGACGAGAGAAACUCAAUUUUUCAGACUCAACUACAACUGAUGUUGUUGACAUCAAGAGAAACUCGCACUCAGUUUUCUAGAAAAUUUUAUCCAGGCAUAUUAUUGCAUGUCGUGAAGCAGCCUUGUGCUUUCACACAUUCAACUCUGCGUGUAUUCACUGAAAUACAAACGAUAAUACCC
Messenger RNA from Amoebophrya sp. A25, 1726 nucleotides. The record is from the annotation of a GenBank genome assembly. Lineage: Eukaryota; Dinophyceae; Syndiniales; Amoebophryaceae.